UGGCGUGAUGACGUGUGUUUCUCGUUGGGCGUGACUGGGUGUUGAAGGCAGAGCUCAGAGAGCAGAGAGAUCAGAUCAGAUCAACGUAACCGCAGACGCUCAACUUUUACCACCGAAAGUGAGAUAAAUCCGUCCAAGGAGUGGCGUUAAUGUGGAGCCACUAACAACCUAACAAAGUCUUCUCUCUUCAUACACUUUAAACGCUCGUUACCAGUCAGGCAUGGCUGCCCAGUGUGUAACCAAGGUGGAGCUGACGGUGUCCUGUGAGAAUCUCCUGGACAAAGACAUUGGCUCCAAGUCCGACCCUCUGUGUGUCCUGUUAAUGAGCAGCUCUGAUUCCCAGUGGUAUGAGGUGGGCCGCACAGAGAAAGUCCAGAAUUGCCUCUGUCCAAAGUUUGCAAAAAAGUUCGUCAUCGACUACUACUUUGAAAUAGUGCAGAAACUGAAGUUUGGGAUUUAUGACAUCGACAACAAAACUAUUGACCUGAGUGACGAUGACUUCCUGGGGCAACUGGAGUGCACCUUGGGCCAGGUUGUGUCCAGUAAAAAACUGACCCGACCACUUGUCUUGAAGAACAAGACCCCUGCGGGAAAAGGGACCAUCACAAUCAGUGCAGAAGAAAUAAAAGAUAACAGAGUGGCAAAUUUUGAAGUUGAAGCAAGGAAGCUAGAUAACAAGGAUUUCUUUGGGAAGUCCGACCCUUACCUCGAAUUCUACAAGCAGACAGCAACUGGAUGGCAGCUGGCUCACAGGACCGAGGUGGUGAACAACAACUUGAAUCCAACAUGGAAACCCUUUCGGAUCCCCCUGCAGUCUCUCUGUGGAGGAGACAUGGAUAAACCAAUUAAAGUUGAGUGUUAUGACUAUGACAACGACGGCUCACAUGAUCUUAUUGGAGCCUUUGAGACCACAAUGACACGCUUCCAACAAGCAUCACGAUCAUCUCCGGCAGAGUUUGAAUGUGUCAACAGUAAAAAGAAACAGAAGAAGAAAAGCUACAAGAACUCUGGUGUUGUGGGCGUGAAGAUAUGCCAGGUGGUGAAGGAGUAUACCUUCCUGGAUUAUAUUAUGGGAGGCUGCCAAAUCAACUUCACUGUGGCUAUUGACUUCACAGGCUCCAACGGGGAUCCCAAGUCUCCUCAGUCUCUGCAUUACAUUAGUCCUCAGGGCGUGAACGAGUACCUCUCUGCUAUCUGGUCUGUGGGCAAUGUCAUCCAGGACUAUGACAGUGACAAGAUGUUUCCUGCCUUUGGCUUUGGAGCCCAAAUCCCUCCCACAUUCCAGGUUUCCCACGAGUUUCCUCUCAAUUUCAACCCAGCAAAUCCAUUUUGUGCAGGCAUUGAAGGUGUGGUGGAGGCCUACAGGGUGUGUCUGCCCCAGGUCAAACUCUACGGUCCCACCAACUUCUCCCCUAUCAUCAACCAUGUAGCCUGCUUUGCCAAGCAAGCUCUCCAGCAGACCACUGCAUCACAAUACUAUGUUCUGCUGAUCAUCACCGACGGUGUGAUCACAGACAUGGACGAUACACGCAGUGCCAUCGUCAACGCCUCUCGUCUGCCCAUGUCGAUCAUCAUUGUCGGUGUAGGGGGGGCGGACUUCGAUGCCAUGGAGUUCCUGGAUGGAGACGAUGGACGUUUGCGCUCACAGACUGGCGAGGCUGCCAUGCGGGACAUCGUCCAGUUUGUGCCAUACAGGCAGUUCCAAAAUGCUCCUCGAGAAGCAUUGGCAAAGAGUGUGUUGGCAGAAGUACCGAGUCAGCUGGUGGACUUUUUCACUACCAUGAAGCUGAGUCCACCCAAUCCUGCAGCAAACCCUGCAGCAAACCCUGCUGCAAACCCUGCACCAGUCCCUGCAGGGACCAUCUGAUACUACAAGGAAGAAACCAGACAUCCGCCAAUCUCAUCUCCUGCAGAUAUAAAACAGAUCCCAGCUUCUCCUCACCACGCAGUUAGACAAAUGUCCUUCUUAUAUUUUUCUAAAUAACCCUUUUUUUCACCACUAUAUGCACCUUAGGCAAAGACAACCAACCCACCCACACACACACAAUACAUCAUACAUAAGCACUCCACAGUAUUGACCAACCUAUGUUUUUUAAGUGUCAAAAUAGACCUAGCUUAUCUUAGAUAUUAACAUACAUGUGUGUUACUUUUAGCUGUUGUUCAGUGCCACUGCAACUUAAAAAUAGAAAACAUACAUAAUCAUUCCAUCAUUUUUGAAAGAUUAAGUUAAUGGGCAGGGAAUUGCACUUUUAAAAAUUGUCUUUUAAAAAGCAUUCAGGAUUGUUUCUGUAGUACUCACUGAAACAGGAACACUGCACUGGGUAUAAAUCGUCCUGCUGCUGGUUUUUAAUGCAUCAUAAGAGUGUGCAGUUUAUUUUUAUGCCUGUUCGAUGGCUCCAGCAUCAAGUUACAAUAGUAUUGUAAAAUGCUUUUACACACCAAGAUAAUGAAGAGGAUCUGGUGGGACUAAAUAUAUCACAUAAGUUAGUGGACCCCCUC
Messenger RNA from Sebastes umbrosus (honeycomb rockfish), 2499 nucleotides. RefSeq names its product copine III (gene cpne3). Gene Ontology annotation, cellular component: plasma membrane. The record is from RefSeq and is a predicted model, not a curated record. Lineage: Eukaryota; Metazoa; Chordata; Actinopteri; Perciformes; Sebastidae. Gene Ontology annotation, biological process: cellular response to calcium ion; ERBB2 signaling pathway. Gene Ontology annotation, molecular function: calcium-dependent phospholipid binding; receptor tyrosine kinase binding. The transcript has 16 exons. The coding region runs from base 221 to 1867 and encodes 548 amino acids.